Molecule: messenger RNA, 2899 nt
Organism: Zingiber officinale
Lineage: Eukaryota; Viridiplantae; Streptophyta; Magnoliopsida; Zingiberales; Zingiberaceae
Product: protein RDM16-like
Exons: 6
Coding region: 53-2713 (886 amino acids)
Biological process (GO): mRNA splicing, via spliceosome
Cellular component (GO): U4/U6 x U5 tri-snRNP complex
Source: RefSeq, a predicted model, not a curated record
UAUAAGGGGUUUGGGAUCCAGUUUUCCCGAUCCGUGACGAAACCCUAAUCCCAUGGAGAGGGGCUCCGAGCGGGAUCGAGGGAGCCGCAAAUCCUCCAGGGAUUACGAUCGCACCCGCGAACGUGAAUCCUCUGGGGAUCACCAUCGUGACCGCGACCGGAAGCAACGGCAUCACCACCGCAGCAGCAAAAACUCAGACGAGAAGCGCUAUCAGGAGGACGAUCGACGCCACCGCGCUAGGGAAUUCACUCCCUCCGACACUGAGGCGGACCGUGGUCCACACCGCGAGCGAUCGUCGAGCCGGGCGCGCGACUCUGCGGACCGCGAGUUGUCCGAGGAGCGGCGUCACUCGAGUAAGCGAAAGGAAUAUUGGGACGAGGAGGAUUUGGAGAAGAAUGGGAAGAGGGCCAGGAUCCUGGAUGAGGAGAGGGAAGGCAAACGGGAGAGGCGUCGUUUUGAGGACCACAAGGAGGAGAAGAAAGACGCCAAAUCCUCAAAGAGUAGGAAGAGGGAAGAACAUUACAAGGACAAGGAUGAGGUAAAACAGGAUGGGAAGGUGAAAGAUGAAAUUUUGAGUGAUGACGACGAUAAAAAGAGACAACAAAAAGAGGGCAGAAAAUUUACUGAUACCAUGAAAGCCGAAAAGAAGGAAGUGAAGCUUCAAUACGAGUUACUUAAUAAGAAAGAGAUCAAGGAUGAACGAAUUUCUAAAGAUAAAUUGAAGGAAGAGAAUCCAGAGAGUGAUCAGGAGGCUGCUGCUAGGGAAUCAUUCUAUUUGGAUUCAAUGGUUUCUACGAAUUCUGAUGCAUCUCAUUAUCCCCUGCUCACCAAGGUAUCUUCAUUUAAUACCCCCAAUGAAAAUGAGGGAGUUAGUAUUAGAUCUGAUGAGGUUCCUGGAAAAUCCAGUACAGAUGGCUUAGCAACUUCAGUUGCUAUCAAAAGUGGCAGCUUGUCUCUUGAUGCUUUAGCAAAAGCUAAAAGAGCUCUACAGAUGCAGAAGGAGCUGUCUGAGAAGCUGAAAAAAAUCCCUGCGCUAAACAGAGUUGUUAGCUCAAGCACUGUUAACACACAAGUUUUGUCUGAUAAAGCCGGAGUUAAAUUUUCUGCAGCAGGUGCAUUCCAACAUGCUCCCUCUGGUUCUCUGGCUUCUUCGUCUGUAGCCCAUGUUCAGGCAAUUCCAAGUGCACCAGAGGUUGCACCAUCAGGGAAUUUGUCUGCAAUGGGAGGGGCUGGUGUCCUUCCUGGGCUGUCAAACAUACGCAAUAUUGAAGCUGUAAAGCGUGCACAAGAACUUGCUGCAAAGAUGGGUUUCCACCAGGAUCCAGAAUUUGCACCUCUUAUUAAUAUGUUUCCCGGGCAGUUACCCAUCGACAUGGCUAUUUCUCAGAAACCUUCCAAGGCUCCUGUUCUCCGCUUAGAUGCACAGGGUAGAGAAAUUGAUGAACAUGGGAAUAUUAUCAACAUGCCUAAGCCAACAAAUCUUAGCACCCUUAAGGUCAACAUUAACAAGCAAAAGAAAGAAGCUUUUCAAAUAAUAAAACCAGAUUUAGAUAACAUUGCAGCAACAACUUCUCAUUUUGAUGAGAGUAUGGGAAUAAAUAAAACUAAGCUGUUGAGGCCCAAAAGGAUGGCAUUUCAAUUUGUGGAGGAAGGCAAAUGGUCAAAGCAAGCAGAGAUAAUGAAAUUUAAGAGUCAAUUUGGAGAAGCACAAGCUAAGGAGUUAAGGAUUAAGCAAACCCAGCUUGCAAGGGCAAAAGCUGAGCCGGAGAGCAAUCCAAACCUGAUAGCAGUAGGAGUGAGGAUUAAGAAGGAGAAACAGAAGGAUGAAAUACCUGAAAUUGAGUGGUGGGACAAACCUUUACUACCUGGAGCAUCUUAUGAUGAUGAUGAUGUGGAACAAAAACUUAAUAUAGAGAAAAUUACAAUUUAUGUGGAGCACCCUAGACCAAUUGAACCUCCUGCAGAGCCAGCCCCUCCACCACCACAGCCUCUCAAGCUGACAAAGAAAGAGCAAAAGAAGCUUAGGACCCAGAGGCGUCUUGCGAAAGAGAGGGAUCGGCAGGAGAUGAUCAGACAAGGCCUCCUAGAGCCCCCCAAGCCUAAGGUUAAGAUGAGUAACCUAAUGAAAGUUCUUGGUUCUGAAGCGACUCAAGACCCAACAAAACUUGAAAUGGAAAUUCGUAGUGCUGCUGCUGAGCGUGAACAAGCACAUGUGGACAGAAACAUUGCCCGCAAGCUGACACCUGCUGAACGACGCGAAAAGAAAGAGAAGAAGCUUUUUGAUGAUCCAAGUUCACUUGAAACUUUUGUUUCUGUGUACAAGAUCAAAGACCUCUCACACCCACAAACACGUUUCAAAGUCGAUGUGAAUGCACAGGAGAAUAGGCUGACCGGAUGCGCUGUGAUAUCAGAUGGCAUUAGUGUUGUGGCUGUGGAAGGAGGUAGGAAAUCGAUAAAAAGGUACGGGAAGCUGAUGCUAAGAAGGAUCAACUGGGCUGCUGCAGUGGGCAAUGAGGAAGAGGGGACCGAGGAUACAAAUGCCCCUGCCAACAGUUGUGCUUUGGUCUGGCAGGGUAGUGCUGCUAAACCUAGCUUCAACAGGUUUCUUGUUCACCAAUGCAGAAGUGAAGCUGCUGCUAGGAAGAUAUUUCUUGACGCUGGAGUUCCACAUUACUGGGAUCUGGCUGUCAAUUUCGUGGAGGAACUAGCGUGAGCAAUCUGACGUGGCAAGUUAUUUCACCUGACGUAUCAGGUUCUCGAGCACAAUAUUUCCAUGCUCAUUGUUUGUGUGGUUGUAGGACAAACUACUGGUCAUCUGUUGCUUCCGUGGCUUUAGUAGACGUGAGAUGUGUUAUUGCUUGACGAUUUUCUUCCAUUGGAAAAUACUUGCCGUCUCUCA